CGUCAGAAGCAGCACAAAGGCAUUGCCACGUAAUUACAGGCUCCUAUUAAGUCGAUCUACCCUCCCAGGGGUCUCACAUUUUCAUGUAUUCCCUGGAAAUGCUCACCAGCGUGCCAGUGUGUGCCUUUUGAAGUGCAAUAGAGUUCCUUGAUCCAACUGAGAGCAGUGUCCAGCCGCCUUCCUCCGCGAGAGUAAUCCGAGGGAGUUGAUUCAUAGCUGUAAAGCAUCAUCUUUUCUGUAAACUUAGUCAUCUAUGCGAGUCAACUGGAGUAAGAAAGGGGGAACGAUUUUCCCGAAGAUGUUUUAAAAAGACAAGGCGUUUCAAGUUAUGUCCCGAAUGUUCUGUGUGUGGAAGUAAGCGAGGGCUGAAGCGAAAACAACGUGUUUACCAAUCUGCAAAAAACACGCUCGUGAUCUAUGCGACAAGACCCGUGAUCUACAAGUUACAGAAACCUGUGGGCUUACUGGUAACUGUUAUUCCAUCUGGAUAGCUAUUACUGUGAACUUUGUGACCUUUGUUUUGAAAAAGUAAAAGAAUAAAAAGACUGGUGUUUUUUAUUUAUUUAUUUAUUUUUUGUUGUUUUUUGGUGCUGGUUGUGUUUGUUGUAUAUAAGGAAUAUUUUGUGGGAUUUCAUUUUUAUUUUUCUUUGCAUUGAACGGUGUGAGUCAUGACUUCUGGUUAUGCCCAUGUAAUGGACAGGCAAGCUUCUAUUUCCAGUCGUCUGGAGAGCCCGAUUACAGCAAAUCUUGAAAAUCUUCAGGCUAAAAAGAACUUCACAGUAAGUCACCUGUUGGAUCUGGAGGAGGCAGGGGAGAUGGUGGGGACACACCCGGAGGAAGUUGCCGGAGAGGCGGGCAGGAGUAUGCUGGAGUCUCCUGGGCUGACAAGCGGCAGUGACACCACGCAGCAGGAGAAUGAUCAAUUAAACUCAGAGGAGAAGAAGAAACGGAAACAGCGACGUAACAGAACCACGUUCAACAGCAGCCAGUUACAGGCACUAGAGAGAGUUUUUGAGAGGACGCACUACCCCGAUGCCUUUGUGCGAGAGGACCUGGCACGCAGAGUGAACCUGACCGAGGCCCGAGUCCAGGUAUGGUUUCAGAACCGAAGGGCCAAGUUCCGCCGGAAUGAGCGAGCCAUGUUGGCCAGUAAAAAUGCCUCCCUGCUCAAGUCCUACUCUGGGGACGUGACAGCGGUGGAGCAGCCAAUCGUGCCUCGCCCUGCACCCCGACCCAAUGAUUACCUGUCGUGGGGCACUGCCUCUCCAUACAGCUGGUAUCCAAGUCCGGAAGGAGUGCCAAUGAGAGUCUCACAGAAAAUGCUGCCUUCAGAAUGCAAUGCCAUGGCUACCUACCCACCCACAUGUGCUGACACCAAUACCACCCAGGGAAUGAACAUGGCGAAUAGCAUCGCCAACCUGCGCCUCAAAGCAAAGGAGUACAGCUUAAACCAGGUGCCAACAGUGAACUGAAAGCAACAACCAAUAUGUGCUACAGGAUUAUGACUGCACCUGCUUUCACAAAGACCUGCCCAAGACUGACCAUGACUGGCAAAAUCCAUCUCCUGGGAAUUACAACUAAAGCUUACUCUACUUGGUGCAUCAUUCCAUUGAUGAACAUUUCUAAGAUUCGAAAUCCAAUCAGACAGUAAAAGACUGAAAACUUUGGAUGCUGUAACCCUAAUACAUUUGUAUAUAAUUAGAACAAAAAGCCCCCCCCCACCCAAAAAAAAAAAAACAAUACGUCUCUCGCCCGCAAAUAAACAGGCGCAGACACCAUGCAUUAGUAUUCAGUGUUUGAGAAGGUAUCACCUUGUCUAUUCAGAGACGCCUUUAUUGACGACCAUGGAUUUGAGAAGCUUCAAUCAAAAAAGUGAACCUUCUCAAUCACGCUAUCCUUGUGGACAGCAAACAAGCACAACCUUUCUGUCUCAAGCAACUUUAAAGAAAGAUUUUGGAUUUUAUCGACUGAUGUCGCUGGGAAUUAUAAGAACAAUAUAAAAGCUAUAGACUGGGUUGUCUUAAUUAAUUGAUUCUAUUUUUUUUUUUCAUUUUAUACCACGGACUAACAUGUGUCAACAAAGCAUUUUGUUUCAUAUAACUCAUUUUCAACAAACAAAACCAUACUUUUGAAAAAAAAAGUUGUUUCUUUUUGUAUUAUAUCUGUAUUUCUUAUUGAAGGUUACGAUUUUGAAUAUAAUAAAAUAUGCCGUACAAACAA
Messenger RNA from Polyodon spathula (Mississippi paddlefish), 2220 nucleotides. Its product is annotated as paired mesoderm homeobox protein 1-like. Gene Ontology annotation, biological process: regulation of DNA-templated transcription. The transcript is spliced from 5 exons. The record is from RefSeq and is a predicted model, not a curated record. NCBI's taxonomy places the organism in Eukaryota, Metazoa, Chordata, Actinopteri, Acipenseriformes, Polyodontidae. The coding region runs from base 669 to 1472 and encodes 267 amino acids. Gene Ontology annotation, molecular function: DNA-binding transcription factor activity, RNA polymerase II-specific; DNA binding.